Zea mays is the source of this 1369-nucleotide messenger RNA. Its product is annotated as fatty acid desaturase 4, chloroplastic. Bases 150 to 1058 code for a protein of 302 amino acids. The record is from RefSeq and is a predicted model, not a curated record. The transcript has a single exon. NCBI's taxonomy places the organism in Eukaryota, Viridiplantae, Streptophyta, Magnoliopsida, Poales, Poaceae.
AUAAAUAAUAGGCGACCCAUGCAAAGCCCAACCAUACGUAUAGCCAGUCCUCCAGUUCGUUGCCGUUGCAGUGUUUUCCACUCGAGGUCUCCGUUGCAUACAGCCCACAGCUACAGCUCCCUGCACGCGUGGACGCGUAGAAGGCAGCCAUGUAUACUCUGAUCCCGCGCUGCCACCUCCAGCCAGUCCACCGGUCGCCGCCGCCCUGCCAGGCAGCAACGACGACGUCAUCGGCGCCGCCGUCGCCGUCGCCAUCACUGUCCAUCCGGUUCCGCCCCGACCAGGACGAGCUGCGGUCGACGUGGCCGCAGCGCGCGUGGACGCUGGCGGGCACGGCGGCCAUCCUCUCCUCCCUGUCCACGUCCGCCUCCCUCGCGGCCUCGGGCUCCGGCUCGCCCGCGGAGCCAAUCGCCGCGGCGCUGGCGGCCUACUCCCUCGCAGACCUCGCCACGGGAGUCUACCACUGGUUCGUCGACAACUACGGCGACGCCGCCACGCCCGUGUUCGGCUCCCAGAUCGCCGCGUUCCAGGGCCACCACCGCUACCCGUCCACCAUCACGCUGCGGGAGACAUGCAACAACCUGCACGCGCUAGCGCGCGGCGCCGCGCUCGCGCUCGCCCCCGUCGACGCCGCGCUCUCCGCCACGGGCGCGCCAGCCGCCGCGCACGCGUUCGUCGGCGCCUUCACGGCGUGCGUCGUGCUGAGCCAGCAGUUCCACGCGUGGGCGCACGAGAAGCGCCGCAGGCUGCCGCCCGGCGUCGAGGCGCUGCAGGACGCCGGCGUGCUCGUGUCGCGCGCGCAGCACGCCGCGCACCACCGCCAGCCGUACAACACCAACUACUGCAUCGUCAGCGGCAUGUGGAACGGGCUGCUUGACAGAUACAAGGUGUUCGAGGCGCUGGAGAUGGUCGUCUACUUCCGCACCGGCAUCCGCCCGCGGUCGUGGGGCGAAACCGACGCCUCGUGGAAGGAGGACACCGGCGCUGAAGCUGCCGCCGCCGCCGCCAGUAAUGCUGGUCUGUUACAGACAGCGGGCAUCAGCUCUGACUCUGACUGACGGUAUGCGCUGAUGCACAUAGAAGCACACAAAGAGUACUUCAGCUAUCACACAGGUGCAUUAGUUAACAAAAGGUUGCACUCAAACGAGAUUUUAUUGUUUUAAUUGAUGGGAUUGAAGGCUCAAGAACAGUCUCCUACAUAAGGGAGAGAACACGUCUCCAGACAAAUUUGCGUCUUUUCGGGUCACAAUCAAAACAACACAUCUUCUUUCUUUGUUUCUUUUGUGUAAUUCUUAUAUGUUGUGAUAUAUCGUAGCUAAGGUUCGGAGAGGAAAAAGAUUGGUGAUGUCUGGAAUUUCAUCAUUUUCCA